AUGGCAGCCGUAUGCAAAGCCUGCGAGGACCCCCUCAUCAUCACAAUCGACCCAGACAGCGAAGACGAAGACAACCAAACCGGCGACGAGCCCCAGAACGUCCCCGAUGAUCUCGAGCUCCCCUGCGGCUGCCACUUUCACUGGCAAUGCCUCCUAGACCAAUCCGAACAAACAGCCCUCUCCCUAACCUGCCCCUCCUGCACAACCUACCUCCCAACCCAAACACCCACAGGCGAACCCGCAAUCCUCACCCGCUACGUAAACGAAGGCGGCCUCCAAGACAGCCUCGACAUCCUCCCCACCAUCACCGAAGAAGCCUACCUCGCCUCCAACCCAGAAGCCCGCCCCGCCCGCGCAUACCACCUCAUGUGCUCGGAGGGCGACGUCCAAGGCAUCGUCACCCUCCUCCAGGACGCAAACGAGGAACUCGCAGGCGACGUCGCCGCGCUCGGCCAGCUGAUCCGCUACCAGGACCCUCUCGCUGGAGGGAAGAGCGCGCUACACGUCGCGGUGGAAAAGGCGCAGGAGGAGGUGGUCUGGUUGCUUCUGUGGAUCGCGUCGCGGUUGCCGACGGACGUGUUCCCCGCUGCGGCGCGGCAGGCGGCUGAAGGGCUGCAGAUUGUGAGGCUGACCAACGAUGUGGGCGAGGACAUUCGCGCGCUCAAGGCCGAGAACGGGUCGACGGCCGAGGAUGUGGCCAAGGGGUUGCCUGCUCGUUGGGGUGCCUUGGUUGAUGCCGGUGUUCUGCGUGCCUAA
Molecule: messenger RNA, 756 nt
Organism: Colletotrichum abscissum
Lineage: Eukaryota; Fungi; Ascomycota; Sordariomycetes; Glomerellales; Glomerellaceae
Exons: 2
Coding region: 1-756 (251 amino acids)
Source: RefSeq, a predicted model, not a curated record